AUGGAUGCAACCAUCCCUCCGGAAGUGUACGGCGACGACAAGAGAACAACGGUCGUUGGGUCUGUGGUUUUCUGCAUUCUUUUCACGACUGUGAUGGUUGGCUUGAGAAUAUACACGAGAACGAAAAUCAUUCGUUCGUACGGCGUUGACGAUUAUCUGGCCGUCGCUGCCCUUCUGGCCACGACGGGCUGUGGUAUCGCCAUAGCCCUAAUGACGACACACGGCCUUGGAAGGCACAUUGUCCUUCUUACUCCAGCAGACAUCACGGAGUACAUGAAAUCAUUUUACACAUCGAUAGUGUUUUACAACAUUGCCCUCCUUUGCAUCAAACUAUCCUUCCUCUGCCAGUUUUACCGAGUAAUGGCGGUGCCAAGAAUGCGCAGGGUCUACGCCAUCGCCCUGCUCAUUGUGGGCGCCUGGUCGACCUCCCAACUGUUCAUAUCCGCACUUCAAUGUAUACCGGUAUCCGGAUUCUGGGACAAGGGGGUGAAAGCGAAGUGUAUUCCGAACCAGCCUCAAUGGUACAUCAACGCCGCAGGCAACAUCAUCACCGAUGUCGCCGUUUUCGCAUUACCGAUGCCCAUAUUCUGGCACCUCAGCCUGCCGCGGAAGCAAAAGAUACUCCUCAUAGGCAUAUUCAGCCUGGGAUUCUUCACCGUCGCCAUAUCAAUAGUGCGUAUACGGUUUUUGAACAUACCCGCCGACUUCACCUGGGCCAACGUCGAUGCCUCCCUUUGGUCCAUCGGCGAAAUCUCGUCGGCCGUGACAUGCGCCUGUCUGCCGACUCUUCGGCCGCUCUUGACAAAGUUGUUCCCUGGGCUCAUGAGCAGGGUGAACCUCUCAUCUGCUCCCAGCCACCAGACCGAGACGCGACGAGGCCUGCCAACGCGGGCGUACUCAAGCCUUCCUAAGCCGAGGAAUUUAGAGAAGGGCACCGCCGACUGGGGAACAUCUGGCGUGAAGUCGAGCCAUCUCGGAGAUGACGAUGCGUCGAUUGCCUCUGAUCCACCAUAUCAGCACCACGCCAAUGAGUCGGGCGAGACCAUCUUCGGUUUGGCUAGCGUACGCGAGGAGACUGUCGCCCAUAUGAAGUCCAACUUUAGCCCCCUGAGUUCGCCGCCAAUGUGGAAUCUUUCAAGUUCCAGCCAGUCGUCUCAAGUCCGGAGAGAAGGGACACCAUUCUAA
Messenger RNA from Colletotrichum higginsianum IMI 349063, 1185 nucleotides. RefSeq names its product Integral membrane protein. The coding region runs from base 1 to 1185 and encodes 394 amino acids. The record is from RefSeq and is a predicted model, not a curated record. NCBI's taxonomy places the organism in Eukaryota, Fungi, Ascomycota, Sordariomycetes, Glomerellales, Glomerellaceae. The transcript is spliced from 4 exons.